Molecule: messenger RNA, 1714 nt
Organism: Branchiostoma floridae (Florida lancelet)
Lineage: Eukaryota; Metazoa; Chordata; Leptocardii; Amphioxiformes; Branchiostomatidae
Product: deleted in malignant brain tumors 1 protein-like
Exons: 5
Coding region: 1-1008 (335 amino acids)
Cellular component (GO): membrane
Source: RefSeq, a predicted model, not a curated record
AUGGGGUCACUGAGUGAAUUUGGCCCUCUUCCCGGGCCAAACGGGCUCGGCACCGGGAGGCAGGAUUGGUGCCGCCGCGCAGGUUCCGACCAACUCCGCAUGCCUCGGAGGAAGUGGCGGCCCAACAAGGCAACCCUGCAAGGCACGUUUGGAGUUGCCACUCCCCGCGUGGGCAGCCAUAGGUCGACAACCAGCUUUGAAGGCAGGUGUCCCUUCGCUCCUGCGGGCGAUGACGGCCUGCCGAUGGCGUCCGAAAUCAGCGUGCGAUUUCGCUAUGCGGACUCGGUGAUCAGAGACCUGGCCCCCCGCCCGUUUGGUGGACACAUCGGUCGCGGGGAUAUUCCUGACGGGAAGGGUCGAGUGUUGAAACGAAGCAACGACAUUCGACUCGUGGGUGGAAGUUUGCCCAGCGAGGGCAGGGUUGAAGUGUACCAUGACGGACAGUGGGGGACCGUCUGUGACGACGAUUUUGACAUGAACGACGCCAACGUGGUCUGCCGUCUGAUGGGGUACGCAAGCGCUACUAAGGUCCGAUCUCAAGCAGCGUUCGGGGCGGGGUCAGGCCCGAUCUGGCUGGACAACUUGGCCUGCGAGGGUUCUGAGACAAACAUCGAACAGUGCAGCCACAACGGAUGGGGCAAACAUAACUGUGGACAUGGUGAGGACGUUGGUGUGGUAUGCUCGGAAGGCAUCCGCCUCGAGGGUGGAAGUUUGCCCAGCGAGGGCAGGGUUGAAGUGUACCAUGAGGGACAGUGGGGGACCGUCUGUGAUGACGGUUUUCACAUGAACGACGCCAACGUGAUCUGUCGUCUGAUGGGGUACGCAAGCGCUCUCGAGGCCCGAUCUGAAGCAGCCUUCGGGGAGGGGUCAGGCCCAAUCUGGCUGGACAGCUUAGACUGCGAGGGUUCCGAGACGAACAUCGAACAGUGCAGCCACAACGGAUGGGGCAAACAUAACUGUGGACACGGUGAGGACGCUGGUGUGGUCUGCUCGGACGAUCAACACUAACCGGGAGCGUGUGAUGAGAAGAAACCAAAAUACAUCCGGUUCAUCAGCCACACGUGUUGAAGACCCUGUAUAAUUGCAUGUAAAGCUAAGGGCACAACCCGCAAUUUGUCCGUCCUUUUUUUGGGGGGGGGGGGGGGAGGCCACGUCCGACAUGUAUUUCUGAAAACUUUCAGGCUAUACAGGGCAGGCUAGGCGCGUCGCUCGUACUGGCACGUACGGGGGGCGAAUAAUCUGCAGCCCGAUGGCACACAACGUUUUGCCUGCACGUAAAGUUCUACGGUGUGUCUGAGGGCUCCAAAAUCCGUCGGAUUCCCUACGAGUUCGUAUGGAGGUGGUACUCACCACUUACGGAUUCCAAAAGAUUGCCCACACAUUGACACGUAGACAGCACAUAUUUACACGUACGGCGGGUUGUGCCCUUAGCUUUAGGUCUCAUUUAUGUAUUGCUCUAUACGUGGACACUGUAGAACAAUACGGGACCAAAAAGCAACGGCUGCAUGGUCGCUCGUUUUUAGCGGUGAGAAAUUCCCUUUUAGUCAGCCGACCUGAUCUCAGGAGUUUGUUAGAAACUGAAGAAAUUAGCAGAUUAACUUUGGCAGCCGUGCGCUUGGUCGGAGGUACACAGUCCUGAGUGGUGCAGUUGUAUACUAACAGAAAAUUAGUGCGGGGAUUGACUAAUUGUAGUUUGUAAUUGCUAUAAGGUCUC